This is a messenger RNA of Xyrichtys novacula (pearly razorfish), 1019 nucleotides long. NCBI's taxonomy places the organism in Eukaryota, Metazoa, Chordata, Actinopteri, Labriformes, Labridae. The record is from the annotation of a GenBank genome assembly.
AUGAAGACCUUCGUGGCUUUGGUGGCUGUAUCCCUCUUGUCUCUCAUUGUUGCAGAGGUUGAGCAACAUGAACACCAAGAAGAGGAGGACAAUAGCACACAGAUCCCUGAUUACUUAACGGAUGUACAAGAAAAAAAUGUCAAUGUUCAGAUUUUUGUCAUUUUAAGAGAGCUGGAGGACAAAUUGAGAGACAUUGAGAGACAGUUAGUGGAUCUGAGGAGGGAGGUGAGAGGUAAGAACCCGCAGAGAAAACAUCAAGUAAAAUAUGGUUGUAUUGUUCUAUGUGGUUCCUUUUGUGUGUGUGUGUGUGUGUGUGUGUGUGUUUUUUCUUAAUUUUCAUAUAAAAUAAAACCCUUUUCUAUGUAACCUCUGAAGGUAACCAGGUGGCGUUUGGGGCAUCUAUUGGUAAUGUGGGAAAUAUCGGACCCUUUAAUACUGAAAUCACUCUGACCUACAGGAAUGUCUACUCAAACACUGGCGCCUACAACCCUACAACAGGUAGAGUCACAACUACUACAUGCACUUUGUUAUUUGUUGAACAAAUACAUUGUCCUGUUUGGGGCAGGUGCUGAAACUUAAUGGAUGCUGUCCAGCAGCAUUUCUUCCCAGAAAAGUUCACAUUCAAAGAAAUGAAGAAGGUUAAUGGGAUUAAUUGUCCAUCACAGGUGAUUGGACAGUCACAGCUAAAGUGGUAAAUGACAUGCAGUAUGAUGUAGUUCUGUUGAUUAUCCACAGGUAUCUUCACUGCUCCAGUCAAAGGAGUCUAUUACUUCAGUUUCUCUGGUCAUAACAUAUCAAGCAGACCGAUGGGGCUGCGACUGAUGAAAAAUGGAGAGCAGAUGGUCACUGUGUACAACCACGUAGCUGGAAACCGCCAUGAGACAGCGACCAAUGGCAUGACUCUACAGCUGGAAGUGGGAGACCAGGUGUACAUGAGGCUCCGUGCAAACACUUGGAUAUUUGACAAUCUGAACAACCACAGCACCUUUGUUGGACAUUUGCUGUUUCCUCUGAGUUAG